AUGGUGGUCAUAUGGAUCAAGGAUGCUUUAAAGCAUCACACAUGGGAUGCUGAUUCUGACAAACUUGUCAAGAUCAAGCUUGACAACAUUAUAACCGCACUUAUAGAUUUUUAUAUACAACUCGAAUCAGAUGUGGGAGCUGUCAAUAAGAAUCCUGACAAACAACCUAGCUGUGAGAAACGCCAAGUGGUGUCCCACUCAAAGACCUCUGAGACCCUACAGCGUCCAUCCAAGCAGCCACAAACAGCUUCUACUAGUACCAAGAAAUCGACAAUCAUAGUUUUAUCCUCUGACAAUCAAAAACACCACAAAUCAGACAAUGACAGUGAUCUGGUAUUCAUCAGAGGUACUUUCCCCAAGAAUCUUACCGGAGGUUCUUUCCCAAAGAAAAACAAGAUCAUUGAACUGUGCCCUUUAUCAAAACCUGGCGAGAACUGCUCCCAAUGCCAGGUGGAAGACCGCCCUGGAGGUAAAGAUCUUGCUUGCCAUUGUGGUGCCAAAAGAAUCUGGCUAAAUGGUGGUUGUGUUAGAGUUGCAAAAAAUCACUGGGCCUCUGAGGCAUGCAAAGAGAAAACUGAUGACCUCAAGGAGACUACUGAGUUAACAUCUUAUUUUGGAAGGUCGGUAACUGCUAAGAACACGAUUGAAAUCGACUGUCCGGGACUCAACGACAAUACAUGGAAACACGACCGAGCUCAAGUUGACUCAUGCACAGAAAUCUCAAUUGAUUACUCUCUAGAUGCUCGAUCGAAAUGGCAGAUCAAGUGCCACGGAGACCGCAAUUCAAUCUACUCUAGCCAGUGUAGUAAAACUUUUAUGGCCAAGAAAACCAUCAAGAACGCUGUCUGUCCAGCUUGUGAAGAUCUCAAACAUCUGCGUAGCUUGAUCAAAGCCCUCAAUAUGAAGUAUGCUGAAGCUGAAACGAUGAAGUACGGCCGCGAUAACUACAUGUCAGAUAACAUCAACACAUUUACACCUACAGUACUAAAGUCUAAACAUGCACGUCUCUUGUCAACUUUGAUUGAGAAGGCUUCAAAGGGAGAUUUCUCUGACUGUUGCAUGGUUCUUGCUGCCUCAGCUCGAAAUGGCUUAUUUGACAAUUGGGAUGCAACAUGCGGGUUGAUCAAGGCUGUUGCAGUCAAAGCUGAACACGAGAAUGCCGGCAAGACUACCCGAGCCUGCGCGCUCUGA
This is a messenger RNA of Melampsora larici-populina 98AG31, 1191 nucleotides long. RefSeq lists its product as uncharacterized. Bases 1 to 1191 code for a protein of 396 amino acids. The transcript has 5 exons. NCBI's taxonomy places the organism in Eukaryota, Fungi, Basidiomycota, Pucciniomycetes, Pucciniales, Melampsoraceae. The record is from RefSeq and is a predicted model, not a curated record.